AUGUCGGAGAAGAAAGAAUCUCCAGCAGGUGCGACCUCAGUCGAUACAGAGCGCGGCGCCGACAUCGUCGUGGCUCCCGAGCAGAACGCCUUCCAACGCCUCCUUCACCAGCGCAAUGACCUCGAUGCACUGGGCAAGGAGAUGGUCCAGCAGGCGCUGCAAUAUGACCGGGCGCAACUCGAGGCGGACGCCGUGAAAGUCCGCUGGAAGCUGGAUCUUUUCGUGCUUCCCAUGUUGAUGGUUACGUACAUGUUGGCAUUCCUCGACAAGCAAACGCUUAAUUAUGCGAAUGCGUAUGGGUUACAAGCUGAUACGCAUAUGACGGGUGACAAUUACUCUUGGGUCGUAUCUGCCUUGUACUUUGGCUGGCUUUUCGGAGCAUGGCCGUGGAAUAUGCUGUUGCAGCGUGUUGCCAUUGGAAAAUUGUUGGGCGGCUCGCUGUUCAUCUGGGGAGCCGUCUGCAUGCUUCAGGCCACAGUGACCAGCUUCGGUGGUUUCGUCGCCAUUCGAUUCUUUCUCGGCAUGUUCGAGGCUGUUCUAUCGCCUGCGUGUAUCCUGAUAACCUCCAUGCUUUGGACUCGUCAGGAGCAGUCCCUACGCAGUUCCCUUUGGCUGUCCACGAACGGUCUCUCUAAUAUCCUCGGCGCACUUCUGGCUUAUGGCUCGGGCGUCGCCGAAGGUCUGGUGAUAGCUCAGUGGAAGCUCAUUUUCCUGAUAGUCGGUGCCCUUACGUUUGCCUGGGGGUUUGUCAUCAUAAUUUACCUCCCCGAUGGACCGCACAACGCCAAGAUGCUAACGGAAUACGAACGUCUCGUCGCCGUCUGGCGUGUCUCGGAGAACCAGAUGGGCCUGAAGGAUGCGACAAUCAGGCCUUACCAGAUGAGGGAAGCACUACUGGAUGGGAAAUGUUACUUAUUAUGGUUGAUGGGCAUCGCACUUGGAAUCCUCAACGGCUCCAUUACUAAUUUCAUGUCGGCUAUCAUCAAGGGGUUCAACUUCGACGCGCUUAGGGCUUCGCUUCUUCAGGCACCGGGAGGUGCUUUUGAAGUAUGCUUCAGCAUUGCCAUGGGAUACAUGUCACAGCUCCCACACAUGGUGGGCGGGAGUACCGUGAUUGGCUGCUUAGUGGGUAUAGCAGCGCUCGUGGGCAUUCUUACCAUCGAUAUAGAGCACCGUUAUGCGCUGGUGGGCAUGUGUUGGAUGCUGAAUACGAUCGGGUCGCCCAUCAUACUAAACUGGACUCUUCCCGGCCUCAACGUAGCUGGACAUACCAAGAGAAGCACUGUUAUCGGAAUUUAUUUCAUCUGUUUCGUGGUUGGGAAUAUUAUUGGCCCACACCUAUUUCUCCCCGAGGAGGCACCGAGAUAUCCAACCGCGAUCAAGGGGCUGUUGGGUACGUACUGCGCAAUCGUAUUCUUCCAAGGACUCUAUGCUCUGUGGUGCUUCCUGGAUAAUAAGAAGCGCGAUAAGUUAGGGCAGCGGGCAGAUAAUGAGGAGGAGUGGUUGGAAGGGUUCGAGGAUUUGACGGACAAGCAGAACAAGCACUUCCGAUACAAGUUGUAA
Hypoxylon fragiforme is the source of this 1563-nucleotide messenger RNA. Its product is annotated as major facilitator superfamily protein. Gene Ontology annotation, cellular component: membrane. Gene Ontology annotation, biological process: transmembrane transport. The record is from RefSeq and is a predicted model, not a curated record. The coding region runs from base 1 to 1563 and encodes 520 amino acids. Gene Ontology annotation, molecular function: transmembrane transporter activity. The transcript has 6 exons. NCBI's taxonomy places the organism in Eukaryota, Fungi, Ascomycota, Sordariomycetes, Xylariales, Hypoxylaceae.